Molecule: messenger RNA, 495 nt
Organism: Protopolystoma xenopodis
Lineage: Eukaryota; Metazoa; Platyhelminthes; Monogenea; Polystomatidea; Polystomatidae
Source: the annotation of a GenBank genome assembly
AUGUGGAGUGUGUGGGAGGAGGGGGCACUCACUUAUGGUCCAGAUGCAAUAAGCCUGCCGGAAGACCACGGAAGCGCCCAACUGCCGACGCCAGUCCGUCUGGCUGCCGGCCUCGUCGCUGGCGUUCCACGAAGCUCCACGCGCCUCUGGAAGCGCAAAGCCCUGGCCGGGAGUCAAGUCGCCCAGGCCAAUGGUCGUCAGGGAGACGACGCAAAAGUACACCGCGUCCAAAUACGACCAGCCCGGCUCCAGAGCGAAGAAGAGACCCGCCGGCAGGAAGAAGAGCAACAGAACGACCACCAGGCAGAAGAGGACGAGGUGAAGGGUGCGCGCCGAGACAAGCUGACGCCGGCAAGUCGGGCAGCUGCAGUAGCAUUGAAUGGGAACUGGCCGGCUGCCAUCCUCUUUGCAUUCGUUGUCCCCUCCUCGGAACCCCUCGGACGCCAGACAUUGGGCAGCAGAUUGGUACGGCUUGUCGACCCGCGGUAUGGCUGA